Closterium sp. Yama58-4 is the source of this 3138-nucleotide messenger RNA. NCBI's taxonomy places the organism in Eukaryota, Viridiplantae, Streptophyta, Zygnematophyceae, Desmidiales, Closteriaceae. The record is from the annotation of a GenBank genome assembly.
AUGGGGUACAGCCCAAAGUUAGGUUCCCCAGCCACUGCUACUCCCAGCCGCCUUAUCCUACCCUACCUGUUUCCUGAGCUAUCCUCCUUUGCCACAGCUGAGGACCUCAUAGCUCACCUUCGCGCUAGUGACCUACGCUACCGCGCCGCGCUCCUAGCCGAGUUCUUAGACAAGAACCCUCCCCCGAUGUACAUCACACUCUACUUCGUAGUCACCAGACUCCUUGACUCUCUUCGCGUAGUCAGGGACCACUUUCUAGCCCUUCCCCCCACCAACCUCACAGUCGACAACCUCGAGACGCACCUCCUUGCAGCUGAGUCCAACAUCGUUGCUGUAGGUGCUGCUCGUGGCACUCCCUGCACUCCCCUCUUUAAGGGGUGUGCCCCCUCCCCCCUUGCCCCCUCCCACGCCUCUGCUGCUGCUGUUGACUUCCUUGGUGAUGAGGAGGUUGGUGCCGCUUCUGCCCCUAGUGGGAAGCGCCGCCGCGGCAAGGGCAGGGGAGGCGAGGGUGGCAGCGGUGGCAGCAGGGGGGGUGGUGGUGGGAGUGGAGGUGUCGGUGGCAGUGGUGGCGGCAGCGGUGGGCGUAGUGGUGGUGGAGGUGGCGGUGGUGGGAGCGGUGGCGAUGGCGGCGGCAGCGGCAGUGGUGGCGGCGGUGGGAGUGGUGGUACCGGCUGUGGUGGCGGCGGUGGUGGCGGACGUGGUGGAGCAGUUCAGCGGGGAGGUUCUGGUGGUGGCCAGCGCCAGCAGCAGCAGUGUCCACCUGAGCCCCUCACGCCCCAGCAGCUUCGUGAGUGGUACGCUCAGCGUGGGGCGUCUGGGGGUAGUGCUCGCUGCCCGUACGUCAUUCGCACUGGGGACCGCGGUGUGGAGCUCCCCCGCUGGGGGGACCUGCUUAAGCACGAUAUUGAUAUCUAUGCUCUUGACUUUGAUGCUAUCCUUGCUGCUAUGCAUGCAUUGAGUGUUAGCGGUGAUGGGGACUGUUACUUGUGUAUUCCACCAGACCCAGGUAUAGAGUCUGCUGCUCUAGGUGCUAGUGAGUCUGCUCUCUCUAGUACUGCGCCUGCUGAGGCCUUGUACACCUUCACGCUUGACUCAGGUGCUUCUCGCUGCUUCUUUCGCGACAAUACCACUCUCACACCACUCACCAGGCCUGUUGCAGUCUCCUUGGCUGACCCCUCUGGGGGCCCGGUUCUUGCACGCUCCUCUACUGUGCUCCCGUGCCCGGCCGUUGCGUCUGGUUGUCUGUCCGGUCUCCACCUCCCCUCGUUCUCAACGAACUUGCUCCGCGAGCGGUUCCGGACGGACCUUCCUGUCCUGCGUCUGCACUCUGACAGAGGUGGUGAGUUCUUCUCCGACCUCUUGCGGGACUUUUGUCAGGGGGAGGGCAUCCUCCAGUCGUUCACGCUUCCGGCCUCUCUACAGCAGAAUGGGGUUGCUGAGCGCCGCAUUGGCUUAGUCAUGGAGGUCGCUCGUACUUCCAUGAUCCAUGCGGUUGCUCCCCAUUUUCUGUGGCCGUUUGCGGUCCGGUACGCUGCGCAUCAGCUCAACCUCUUGCCCCGUGUCUCCUUGCCGGAGAUCUCGCUCACAUUGCGUUGGAUGGGGGAGGUUGGCGAUGCGUCGCGGUUCCGGGUCUGGGGCUCUCGUGCCUUUGUCCGCGAUACCACCGCGGACAAGCUCUCCGCUCGCGCCAUUCCCUGCGUCAUCCUUGGCUUUCCUACUAACGCGCCUGGCUGGCAGUCUUACCACCCCACCUCGCGACGGGUUUUUCCCUCUCAGGACGUCACUUUUGAUGAGUCGGUUCCCUUUUACCGUCUCUUCCCCUACCGCAUGCUUCUCCCCUGCCACCGCCGCUCUUCCUCGCUCCAGCCUGUCGAGGUCACUGGUGACUCGGGUGCUGCUGGGAGGGGUGAGUCUGAGUGUGCAGAGCCUGGGGGUGUUGAGCUUGUGCGUACGGAGCCUGGGGGUGCUGAGCCUACGACUGCGGAGCCUGGGGGUGCUGAGCCUGCGAGCGCGGAGCCUGGGGGUGCUGAGCCUGCAACUGCGGAGCCUGGGGGUGCUGAGCCUGCGAAUGCGGAGCCUGGGGGUGCUGAGCCUGAGCGUGCGGAGCCUGGUAGUGCUGAUUCUGGGGGUGUUGCGCCUUGGGGUACUGCGUCUCCACUCCGAGAGCCUCUCUCACCACAGCAGCUGCGCGAGUGGUACGCUCGCCGCUGUCGCCUUCAGAGUGACGCAGCUGGAGCUGGAGGCACUGGAGCUGGAGACGCUGGUGCUGGAGGUACCGGAGGAGCUGGAGCUCUUGGUCCUGGAGGUGCUCGUAUUGGAGAUACUAGAGCUGCCAUGGCUGGUGGAGCUCGUUGUGGAGACGUUGACGCUGGAGGUGCUGGAGCUGGAGGAGCUGGAGCUGGGGAUCUUGGUGGUGGCGACGUUGGAGUUGGAGACGCUGGAGCUGGAGGUACUGGUGCUAGCGGCGCUGGAGCUGGAGAGCAUCGUGAGCCUGCGUCUCGUCCUGCCUCCCCUGUUCGCACUGUUCGCCGUGCUCGUCGUGUCCCGCGUCCGCGUCCUCCUCCUGUGCUUAGCACUCACACUAUGGCACUUCGUCCUUCCUCUGUACCCCAGCGCGUCCCUCUGCUGUCUCCUCCUGCGUCCUCUCUUCCUGAGAUUCCUGACCCUGAGUCUGACCGUGUUCGUGCUGCUAGCCCCACAGUCACGCGUCUCCUGGCUACUGUUGUCACUGACCCUUCGUUUGAGUCCACUGCUACGUGUGCCUUAGUUGCUGAGCUUGUUAACUUUGCUGCUGCGUGUCGUCUAGACUACGCCGCCAGUCUUGUUGCUGCGUCUGAGUCUGAGGCUGGGUUUGUCUGUCCUCCGUCCGUCGGGGGUGAGUGUGCUCUUGGCACGGACAUCCUUGAGGACAGGCAGGAGGACUUUGAGUGUCUUGCGGCUGUUGUACCUCAUCUCGUGGCCUGGCUGCUUGCCCCUGAGGGAGACCCGGAUGCACUAGACAUCCCGAACCCGCGCUCUUACGCAGAGGCGAUUUCGGGUCCCUACUCCUCUCAGUGGCAGACAGCCAUGGACGCCGAGAUGGCAUCCUGGAAGUCCACAGGAGAGAAAAAAAAAGGAGUAAAUCGAAAAAAGGAGUGA